Messenger RNA from Megalobrama amblycephala (Wuchang bream), 3793 nucleotides. RefSeq lists its product as uncharacterized. The coding region runs from base 574 to 3531 and encodes 985 amino acids. The transcript has 26 exons. Lineage: Eukaryota; Metazoa; Chordata; Actinopteri; Cypriniformes; Xenocyprididae. The record is from RefSeq and is a predicted model, not a curated record.
UCAACGAGACUGAGGGAAGUUAUCGAGGAAAGGUCAUAAAAAAACUAACUGGAUUGCAGCAUUAGUCAUCUUCACUGACGUCACAUGAUUGAAUACAGGAAUGAUUUUUUAUGUGUAGAUUUUAAUGUUUUAAACUGACUGUCCAAGUCCAAGACUGACUAUGAAAAUAUAAAAUAUUUAAAAAUAUACAAAAAAUAUUAAUUAGUUUAGAAUAAUGAUAUAAACAAAUAUAUAGGCUACACAAUAAAAAUGAUAAGCAUAUUACUUUAUACUGUUAAUUUCAGAACUAAAGAUGGAGCAGAAAACUGAUGAUGGUCAGCUUCACACAUAUGACCUGCAGCACACUGAUGUGAACAUGACAGAAGAACAUGGAGAUGAACAUCUUAUGAUUACUGUUCGGUUGAAUCAAAAUGAAGCAAUAUCAGACUUCUACAAAACUAGGGUAUUUAUUAAACAAAGGAUCAGAACACCAACCAAACACACAAAGCAAACAAUAGAACAGACAAUGGAGUGCAGGGAAGUGAGUCCAUGUAAAGGGUGUGCAGAUGAUCAGGAGCAGGUGCAGAACAAAAGAUGAAGCAGAAAACUGAUAGGCACAAUGCAGAUGACCUGCAGACAAAAGAAGAACACCAAGAUAAACAUCCUAUGAUUACUGGAAAAAAAUAUUUCAUCCUUCUUUCUGGGAAGACAUCCAAACUUCAAGAGGACAUCAUAAGAAAUGUUCUUCAACAAACACCAGAUCUAGAGGAGGUGUUCACUGUAGCGGAGUGUGAUUUCAUUCUGGCUUUCUGCAUUAUUGUUUCAAGGGCAGGAACUGACAUUGAUGCUGCAGUGAAUGAACUUAAUGCCGUCUCAGAGACUAAACCAGCUGUCUUCAUGGUGCUUCAUCACACAUUUGAGCCAGAGAAGAUGGCACCAGACAGCAGCAGUCAUGUGACCAGGAUGAACACACUCACAGUGGACUGUCUGUUCUACGAGGACAAAUUCCUGGACUGUGUUAGGAAUCGUGAAGCUCUGGACAGAAUUAAACAAUGUUUUCCUCGACAGGAUACACAAACAAAGAAAGGAAAAACCGAUGGUUGGCUUCACAUAAAUGACCAGCAGCACACUGAUGUGAACAUGACAGAAGAACAUGGAGAUGAACGUCCUAUGAUUACUGGAAAAAAAUAUUUCAUCCUUUUACCUGGGAAGACAUCCAAACCUCAAGAGGACAUCAUAAGAAAUGUUCUUCAACAAACACCAGAUCUAGAGGAGGUGUUCACUGUAGCAGAGUGUGAUUUCAUUCUGGUUUUCUGCAUUAUUGUUUCAAGGGCAGGAACUGACAUUGAUGCUGCAGUGAAUGAACUUAAUGCCGUCUCAGAGACUAAACCAGCUGUCUUCAUGGUGCUUCAUCACACAUUUGAGCCAGAGAAGAUGGUACCAGACAGCAGCAGUCAUGUGACCAGGAUGAACACACUCACAGUGGACUGUCUGUUCUACGAGGACAAAUUCCUGGACUGUGUUAGGAAUCGUGAAGCUCUGGACAGAAUUAAACAAUGUUUUCCUCGACAGUACUGGGAGUCGUCGUUGUUCAGCAGAUUUUCUUCACCAAUAACUUCACAAUACCUAAAUUAUGCUGUAAAUCUACUUGAUCCAGCAGUCCAGAUGUGUCACUCUUUUCUGGGAGUAAUGUCUCAAAUAUCUACCAAACUAAACUCUGAACAGAACACUGAUGUGAAGAUGACAGAUGAACACAGAGAUGAACAUCCUAUGAUUACUGGAAAAAAAUAUUUCAUCCUUUUACCUGGGAAGACAUCCAAACCUCAAGAGGACAUCAUAAGAAAUGUUCUUCAACAUACACCAGAUCUAGAGGAGGUGUUCACUGUAGCAGAGUGUGAUUUCAUUCUGGUUUUCUGCAUUAUUGUUUCAAGGGCAGGAACUGACAUUGAUGCUGCAGUGAAUGAACUUAAUGCCGUCUCAGAGACUAAACCAGCUGUCUUCAUGGUGCUUCAUCACACAUUUGACACAGAGAAGAUGGUACCAGACAGCAGCAGUCAUGUGACCAGGAUGAAGACACUCACAGUGGACUGUCUGUUCUACGAGGACAAAUUCCUGGACUGUGUUAGGAAUCGUGAAGCUCUGGACAGAAUUAAACAAUGUUUUCCUCGACAGUACUGGAUGGAUUCAUUUACAAAAUCUAUGUCUAAGGAUACACAAACAAAGAAAAGAAAAACCGAACUAAACAUGGAGCAGAAAACUGACAAUGGUAGGUGCAACGCAGAUGACCAGCAGCACACUGAUGUGAACAUGACAGAAGAACACAGAGAUGAACAUCCUAUGAUUACUGGAAAAAAAUAUUUCAUCCUUUUACCUGGGAAGACAUCCAAACCUCAAGAGGACAUCAUAAGAAAUGUUCUUCAACAAACACCAGAUCUAGAGGAGGUGUUCACUGUAGCAGAGUGUGAUUUCAUUCUGGUUUUCUGCAUUAUUGUUUCAAGGCCACAACCUGACGUUGAUGCUGCAGUGAAUGAACUUAAUGCCAUCUCAGAGACUAAACCAGCUGUCUUCAUGGUGCUUCAUCACACAUUUGACACCGAGAAGAUGGUACCAGACAGCAGCAGUCAUGUGACCAGGAUGAACACACUCACAGUGGACUGUCUGUUCUACAAGGACAAAUUCCUGGACUGUGUUAGGAAUCGUGAAGCUCUGGACAGAAUUAAACAAUGUUUUCCUCUACAGUACUGGGAGUCGUCGUUGUUCAGCAGAUUUUCUUCACAAAUACCUUCACAAUACCUAAAUUAUGCUGCAACUCUACUUGAUCCAGCAGUCCAGGCGUAUCACUCUUUUCUGGGAGUAAUUUCUCAAAUAUCUACCAAACUAAACAUGGAGCAGAAAACUGAUGAUGGUUGGCUUCACAUAAAUGACCAGCAGCACACUGAUGUGAACAUGACAGAAGAACACAGAGAUGAACGUCCUAUGAUUAGUGGAAGAAAAUAUUUCAUCCUUUUACCUGGGAAGACAUCCAAACCUCAAGAGGACAUCAUAAGAAAUGUUCUUCAACAAACACCAGAUCUAGAGGAGGUGUUCACUGUAGCAGAGUGUGAUUUCAUUCUGGUUUUCUGCAUUAUUGUUUCAAGGCCACAACCUGACAUUGAUGCUGCAGUGAAUGAACUUAAUGCCGUCUCAGAGACUAAACCAGCUGUCUUCAUGGUGCUUCAUCACACAUUUGACACCGAGAAGAUGGUACCAGACAGCAGCAGUCAUGUGACCAGGAUGAAGACACUCACAGUGGACUGUCUGUUCUACGAGGACAAAUUCCUGGACUGUGUUAGGAAUCGUGAAGCUCUGGACAGAAUUAAACAAUGUUUUCCUCGACAGCACUGGAUGGAUUCAUUUACAAAAUCUAUGUUUAAGGAUACACGAACAAAGAAAAGAAAAACUAAAGAAUCUCCCGAUAUCCUCCUGGGACCCAGAAAAAAAAAAGGUGAGACGGAUCGUCAAUCGACAUCAACUGAAAAAUCAAAGUUUUCGUCCAAAUGUAAUUUACUUUAAGAAAGCAACCUUAUUGUUGUUGUUUUAUUUUCUUUGUUUUUUGUUUAAUUUUAUAAUAAUUUAUAAUCAUUAGUCAUUUACAUAGUUAUCAUUCAUUUGUUCAUAUUAUUAUUGUUAUUAUUUGAUAUACAUAAUUGAUCAUUUAUUCAUAUUAUUCAUUUACAUCAUUUAAUCAGGUUUUGUUCUAUUUACAACAAUCUGGUGUAAUGACAAGCACACAGUAAUUACUAUUUGGUGAUAAGUAUCAUGCCAUGAUACUUAU